This is a messenger RNA of Symbiodinium natans, 1608 nucleotides long. Lineage: Eukaryota; Dinophyceae; Suessiales; Symbiodiniaceae. The record is from the annotation of a GenBank genome assembly.
AUGGCGGUAGACAGCUCCGACGAGGACCCAAGACAGCGCCAGGACGACCCGCUGCUCGUCCCCAGUGGCGAUGAUGGAGAAGCCGUCCAAAUCACGGGAAUGGGUGGUGUUUCCAUCGGCUUCUCCUUAGACGCGGAUAUGAAGCUGGGAGAGUUGGCCGGAAAGAUCCAGGAAGGAACCGGCUACCAUCCGAAGACCUUCCGCCUCCUCGUGAACGGACAGCUCUGCGAGUCCCAGCCCGCACCCGUGCCUGUCAAGACGCUGAGCUUCGUGCGGCUCCGGAAGGACGAGGAGCAGAAGCAGGCCUUCUUGCAGAAGUUCAGGGGGGACUUGCCGAGUGGCCGAGUCCGCGGUGCCAUGGAGGAGCUCGAAAGUUUCCUUCACCACUUUGACCGCAGGGCGCCAAACGAACGGCAGCGGCAGCGCCUCCUGCGCAGCGUCCAGCGCCACGCAGAUGCAUCCGAGCUGUUCACAUGGCUCGCGGAGGAUGACCUGUUUGUGGAAGACCUCCUCAUCCUGCUCUCUGAGGGCCCGGAGAACCUGCAAAAGCGACUCCUGAAAGUCGUCUUGCUCGUGGCUGAGCCUCAGCUAUCAGUCAUCCCCGGCCUGGCAGAGCGGCUGGCGCGAAGGACGGAGUUGGCGACGUGGCGCUGGCUGGACUCAGAUGCUAGUGAGGCAGCAAAGACCCUCCCGCACCUGGGUGUCAACCGCGGCUUCGUCCUCAACUCGCUGCCAUGUGCCAGCGCAGCCAGUUGCAGAAACAUCGCGAAGCACAUGUCAAAAGAGUUCCUGGCAGAUGAGGAGAUCGUCAAGGCUUUGAUUCAGAAAGACGGCCUCGUGCUAGAGCUCGCAGCCCCUUCUCUGCGGGCAAAGCCGGCCAUAGUUCACCUGGCAAUGGCGAGUCGUGUUGAUGCUGUCCGGUUUGCGUCCGAGGCCGUCCGUGCCGACCGUGAGACGAUGCUGUCGGCCGUGAGUCGCAAUGGCAUGCUGCUGGAGUGCGCCUCUUCAGAACUGAGAGCUGACAUGAUAUUCAUCAAGACAGCCGUGGAACAGAACGUCUUUGCCGUUGGCUUUGCUCUUGGUCACCCUGCCGAGUUGGGGCAGCUUGCCGCAACACAGGUCAUGAAGCGCCUGGGCGUGACGACUGAGAACCUGGGCCAUGAGCUGGUGAAUCAUGCUGAAGACGUCUGCAGGUGGCUCGGCGCACGUUGCUAUCCACCCGAAUCCGUCCUCCAAGCUCUCCGCGCAUUUCUCCACGACCUGGAUCAGGGCGAUCAGGGCAAGGUUCCUGAUCAAACCCACGUCAUGGCCGCCAAAACUCUCUGGAAGCGGUUUGCCCUGGAGGGGGUGAAGCACCUGCCCUUCCUCUUCUAUAGGCAGCUGCCGACGGAAGAGAAGCGCGAUGUCGAAAUUGCGGUGAAAGCCGUGCAACAUGAUGCUCAGCUCUUCCCUUACCACCUACCAGGGCAACUCCGUCAACACUUUGAGGUCAUGGUGACAGCGCUCUCUACGACCCAGCCCGGGAGCAGCCACCGUGAGUACUUUAAGUACCUCGUGCCCAACACCGACAAGAUGAGGGUCUUCCGUGCUGUGGGUGAGUUGCCCUGA